AUGAGUUUUGGUUGGUCUGCCGGCGACAUCUUCACGCUUGUAGUAACCUGCUACAAGAUUGUCGACACCUGUCGUGCGGGACUAACCGGCGCAUCACUACAACUCAGCGGCCUGCAAAAUGAUCUUGAAGAAUUCUCAGCGGUGCUCUUGCACUUGCACGAUGUUGUCAAGGAGAGCCGGAAUAUCGCAUUUUUCGAUAUGAAGGAGAUGAAGAAGACCAUCGAGGCUUGUAAUAUUUACCUCACCAAGUACGCUGGUCUCAAGCGCAAAGCGUCGUUUUCGAAAGGGAAAGAGUUGUUGGACAAUGCGAAAGAUGCAGGAUUAAAGAUUAAACAGGCGGUUAUAUAUACGACGUUGGGUGGUGACCAGGAGCUACAGGUGCUGCAGCGCAGACUUGCGCGACAUCGACAGACAUUGGUGCUUUAUCUCCAGAUUCUGGAACGUAAUCGACGGACGAAAGAAGAUAUUAAACUCAACAAGCGCUUGUCCGAUAUGGAGGCUAUGGUCAAGGAUAUGCACUCGGUCCGACGUCUCUCUGCCAUAGGAUCACCAGACUAUGUCCAAAGGUCACCACGUAUACAAGAACACCAACAACGCCAAGAUGAAACAGAUUCUGAGGACUACGAAGCAAUCUUCAAAGCUCUCAACGAGCAAAAGCGAUUAGCCCUAAUGGAGACGAAGCGGCCUAAUAAUGACGACAACCUAGAAGAAUGGAACGAUAUCCUCGACCACCUCGAGAUUAUAAGCAGAAGAGUUCUAAAUGCGGCGGAGAGAACAGCUAGUUCAACGGCACAACGACGUACGGGGUCGGUGUCUCAUCAGAUUGCACUCAACCGCAUGCUGACGCCUCAUCAUACCAUGGGAACCCCGCCGUUACGACCAAUACAGAGAGUUGAUACACACGACAGUGGAUUUGCUGAAAUGCUACCGCCAGCACUCGCUCCAGUGCGCGAAGAGAGUUCCGGUCUCACCGAAGGAUUCGUCGAAAGUGGCCAUGUCGUCAACAAAUAUGUUCAUCCUUCUUCUUCAUUCUCCGAGGGUAUGGUCGAACACCAUCGGCCACCUAUCUCUCCCAGGUCUCUUAUGAAAAGUCGCACUCUAUCCGUCCAUUCGAUACAUAGGCCAGUUAUAAGUCCUUCGUCAUCGUCUGAAUCAGUCGCACCGUCCACUGUACCGACUACGCACUCACCACGUCAAUCACGUACCUUUAGCAUGUCCUCGUCGGAAGUCUCAGUCAAUUCUGCAGUUUUACUUUGGCAGGUCAUUCAGUUUGAUGGUUGGGUGAAAUGUUGUACGAAAACUUCCCGCAAGCCAUUACCAUGUAGUAUACAUGGAGGCUAUGAUUCGAAUGGCCAGGUCUAUGGUCUUCACAUACGGAGGCAGGAUACAAACGAUCCCUUGGUUUUUAUUAAACUUUCUACAAAGAAAAAACGUCCUGUUCCUCAAGUCGAGCCAUCUGGAGAGCGCGACGAUGUCAAUGAAGGAUUCCAGGCAUACUUUAUAGGCCCAAUUGACACAGAGCCGAAAGAUGAGGAAGUUCAAUUCUUCUUCAAGGAAGAAAAGUCUUUGAAUAAAUUUGAGAGCCUAGUCUAUGGUCAAGAGCUACUUUUGACGAUCAAUAUCAGAAAGAUAUCAUCAUCUGGCAAAACCCUAAGCGAAAGUCAAAGACUUCGACUCUGGAGAAAAGGUGAUACGAAGUCCCUACUUUUUUACCCAACAUGCGAAAAGACGAAAGGACGAUAUCAUCCUGUUCUUGCCCGAGAAGUUCACCAAGCCAAGCAGAGCAAGACUUCGUUGGACCUCAAACUCCAGGAUAAUAGUCAUCAUCUGAAGGAUCUCAAGAUCGAGUUUGAAAACAAACCUGAUCUUAGCAUGUUUUCGAAUGAAUUCUUAUCUCAAUGA
Molecule: messenger RNA, 1902 nt
Organism: Talaromyces marneffei
Lineage: Eukaryota; Fungi; Ascomycota; Eurotiomycetes; Eurotiales; Trichocomaceae
Exons: 7
Coding region: 1-1902 (633 amino acids)
Source: RefSeq, a predicted model, not a curated record